AUGGCGUGGCUGCGGGCGAUGGCCGUUUGGAUGGCCUAUGUGGCCACGGUGCUCCUGGCUAUCCCUGCAAGGGCGGCAGAGGACGGCGACGGAACAGCCUCGGAGGUGCCCAGCCCUGACGCGAGAAAGAUGCACCUGGCGGAGGCGCUCGCUAUCUCAGCGGCGGAUAUCCUGGAUGACCAGGAGACCCCAGCGGUGGAAGGCUACGAUGCUCUCUCUGACCUGCUUGAGUCGGCCGUUGUGGCGGAGAGCUUCACUUACUGGGAGCUGGCACAAGCUGUGCAUGAUGUGUUACUGCAGCAAGGCUACAAUGAGGAAGUCAUGGCCGCUUCCGACGGGGCGAGCAGCCUCAGCUGCAGCAUCUGGAAGGGGCAGGCCUACCAGCCCAGGCUUUCGAGCGUCCAGAUCGAGAUCUCCGAUGACUGGGGAAGGGGCAGCACGUGCGUCAACGGACACUGGAAGUCCUGGGGCUAUGGGUCCGGCUGGGCCGCCGCCGCCAACACCGGUGACCUCAACGGCAGCAAAUGCCCCGGGCGGGCCUCCGCCACCCAUUCCCAUUGCUAUCAGCUCGCGGACUGCGGUGGAACAAUAUCGGCGGACGGUUGGAGCCACUGGCGGCCCGAUGCUUGGUGGUCCCUUGAUCCCUGGUCACGCACUGCCACCGCAUUACAACAGAGCACCUGA
Molecule: messenger RNA, 684 nt
Organism: Symbiodinium natans
Lineage: Eukaryota; Dinophyceae; Suessiales; Symbiodiniaceae
Source: the annotation of a GenBank genome assembly